GCUUAGUGUUCUCUGAUUGGCUACGUGGCGCCGUCCUAAUCUCCUAUUGGCUGGACGGCGCCCCGGCUCCUCCCCUAAGGCGGUGUUGUUCUCCCGCUGUCAGUGCAGUCCUGCAGUCUGUGAGGAUGGCUCGGGGUGGUAUCAUCCUGAUUUGGGGGGUGUCCGCGGUUUUCCUUCUGGUCUUGUCCCUGGCCGCGGCCGAUAUCCCCCCUCGUAAUGAGACGGCCCGGGUGGCCCGCUAUGUGGCUCACCGCUGUGACUGGGGCGCCCUGGCUACUAUCUCCAGCCAUGACCCGGUCCGCGGACAGCCCUUCUCCAAUGUGUUCUCUGUGAGUGACGGGCCCCGGGGCCACAGCAGCGGAGUCCUCUACUUCUACCUGACCACCAUGGAGAUCUCCGUGCAGGACCUGCAGGUGAACCCAAACGCCUCCCUGACCAUGUCUUUGGCGCAGACUCCAUAUUGCAAGCAGGAGCACUACGAUCCCCAGAGUCCUCUCUGCGCUCACAUCAUCGUGUCUGGCAGCGUCCAGAAGGUGGCCGCUACGGAGGUGGACGCAGCCAAGAUGGCGUUGUUCAGCCGCCACCCGGAGAUGGCUAGCUGGCCUCGUGACCACGACUGGUUCUUUGCCAAACUCAACAUCACGAACAUUUGGGUGCUGGAUUACUUUGGCGGCAUCAAAACUGUGACGCCGGAGGCAUAUUACCAAGCCAAACCUUAAUCUGAUACAACGUUACACUGGAUCCUUCUCUCCUCGUUCCAGGAGCCGUUGUGGUUUCCGUUCCGGCGUGCCUUUUUCCUCUAUGAUCUGCUAUGCGUGCUUUUGUCCGGCCUCACAAUAUUCCGUCGUCAGGGCCUAAACAGUGACCCUCUCCUGCCCUGAUCCCCCUCCAUGUCUGUCCUGGCUUGCCUUGUCCAGUGAUUAGCUGACCGGGCGCUUCUUCCAUGUAUGCAGAAGGGGAUCAGGGGCAGGUGAGUUUUUUUAUUUAUUUUUUUCAUGCCAGCCGGAGCCUGUUCUAUACCUUUUUAAGCAAUUAAAGGGGUACACAGUCCCUAAUCAUCAUAUCGCCUAUCCAAAGGAUAGAGGAUAAGAUGUCUGAUUGCGGAGGAUCCAUGUUCGUGACGCCACGCCCUAUCAAUUCAUGUCUAUGGGAGGGGGCGUGACUGGUUUACAUAGCCAUCACGCCUCCUCCUAUAGACACGAAUGGAUGGGGCGUGACAACUGUGGUCGUCAGUCACCUGCACCGGAUGACUGGGGUGCCCAGCCGGACCCCCGCGAUCAGACAUCUUAUCCCCUAUUCUUUGGAUAUCUAGGGAAUAAGGUGUUUUGGGGUGGAGUACCCCUUUAAAGUUCAAUAAACUUUUGACACUUUCUAAUAUACUUUUUAACUUGUCGCUGCAAAGGCUUGCUGGGACUUCUAGUGCAAUGUUUAAGGGGGUACUCCGCUGCUCAGCGUUUGGAACAAACUGUGCGCCGGGAGCUCAUGACGUAAUAGCCCACGCCCCCUCGUGACCUCAUGCCCCACCCCCUCAAUGCAAGUCUAUGGGAUAGGGCGUGACAGCCGUCACGCCCCCUCCCAUAGACUUGCAUUGAGGGGGCGGGACUAUGACGUUACGAGGCGUCGGCUCUAGCGUUCGGAACAGUCUGUUCCAAACGCUGAGCAGCGGAGUACCCCUUUAAGGGAUCCAGCAUUUACGAAGUCUCUUCUAUUAUAAGGCAGGCAAUUGUGAUCAUGAGGAUCGUAUUAAUAUAUAUUAUUGUGAAACUAAUAAUAAUGAAUGCGCUUACUAAGGCCGUGUUCACACGCUGUGAUACCGCAUUGUCGCUACCAAAUUCACACUCUUUUGCGUUGCGGUACAGCAACGUGUGAACACAGACUAAAGAUUGCUGUGUGUGUUUAUUGGUUUUUUUUUUUAUGUCAUUUGU
Molecule: messenger RNA, 1925 nt
Organism: Hyla sarda
Lineage: Eukaryota; Metazoa; Chordata; Amphibia; Anura; Hylidae
Gene: CREG1
Product: cellular repressor of E1A stimulated genes 1
Exons: 4
Coding region: 126-719 (197 amino acids)
Source: RefSeq, a predicted model, not a curated record